Molecule: messenger RNA, 5785 nt
Organism: Paramisgurnus dabryanus
Lineage: Eukaryota; Metazoa; Chordata; Actinopteri; Cypriniformes; Cobitidae
Gene: bod1l1
Product: biorientation of chromosomes in cell division 1-like 1
Source: RefSeq, a predicted model, not a curated record
CAUACAAAUUAAUAAAGUUGAAGUAAAAGUUGCAUAACAGUAAAUACAAGACACUGCAAAUCUCGACUGAAUCGACAGAAGGCGCUGCUGCUGUUGUUUCCAUUUCUCUCCUGUUUCCUGUGUGAAAUGAUCACUUCCGGUUCGUUCAAUGUGCAGCGCGCAGCUCUGAGCGGUUGUACGGUGCUUGGUUCGCUUUGGUCGGGAUGUCGUCGCUGCACCCCGGAGACCCGCAGUUGGUGUCGGUGAUCGUGAAUCACCUGAAGACGGAAGGAUUAUUUGAUCAGUUCCGUAGAGACUGUCUGGCAGACGUUGACACAAAGCCGGCGUAUUUACACUUACGACAGCGAGUGGACAACUUUGUGUCCAACCAUCUGGCCAACCACACAUGGAGCCCACAGCUAAACAAGAACCAGCUGAGAAACACCAUCAGACAACUGGUCCUACAGUCAGGGAUGUUGGAGCAAGGGGUGGACAGAAUCGUGGCACAAGUUGUUGAUCCAAAGGUCCAUCACAACUUUCGGCCGCAGGUGGAACGAGUUGUGAGGAAGUUUCUGUCUCCCAACAGCAGUUUGGAAGAGGACGAGCCGCCCCUUGCGGCUCCGGCUCCGCCUCCCACCAUAGAAAACCAGGAAUAUCAGCUGCUGGCUCCAGAUGACAGAAGUGAUGCAGCUGAUGUUCAAAACCAAGAGACCAGCAGCUCUGACCCAACCCAGGAGCAGAAAGAGGAGGAGAUGGACAUAAGCCUCAAUGAGGAGGAGCAGCACACCGCUCUGAUCGAGGCAGAGGAAGUGCCAGAGGAGAAAGAUGGAGGAGAAGAGAAAGAGAUAAAGUUGGAGAAAGAGGAGGUGAAGGAGCAGGGAGACGCAGAGAAUGAGAACAGCACUAAAUCGUCAGGAAAGAUCAAAGAGGAGACCAAAGAGUCUGACUCCCAGAAAGUGUCCGGUGUAAAGCAGAGGUCUGGAGACCGACUGAGAGAAGAAUACUCUCUGGAGGAUUCGGAUCUGGACGGUCUCAGUGACAUCACAGUGAGUUCUGUUCAUACCAGCGAUCUGUCCUCGUUUGAGGGCGACAGCGAUGAUGAUCCACCACUGUCGGAGUCCACGGAAGAGGGCGAGAUCAGUUCAGAUGAUGAGAGAGGACAGAAGACGUCCGCCGGUGAAGAGAAGAAAUCUCGCGGUGUGAGGCAGGGCUACAUACACAAACCCUUCCUGUACUCCCGUUACUAUAGCGACUCUGAUGAUGAGGUCACUGUGGAGCAGCGCCGGCGCAAUGUGGCCAAAGAUAAAGAGGAGAGGUUGUUAAAGCGCCAACAGAACCGAGAGCGUCUGGAGGAGAAACGCAGACAGAGAGCAGCUCAGACUGAGGAGCAGGAGCGGAGGAAACAACGGCCACGGGCAAAAGAAGCUCGAAAAGAACAGAAAGUCCUGGAGAAGAAAGUGGCUCUUAGCAGACAAAGAAAGCGAGACAACAGAAAAGAUGAAGAAAAAAAUAAAAAUGAAAAUGAAGGAGAUUCAGUCAACAAAGAUGUGAAGGCCGGGUGUCUGAAGUCCUCACGGCGCUCGUCUGAUCUGGAGGAGCAGCGCAAAAAGAAAGCAGACGAUGCCAGCGAAGAGAAACCACAAACAAAAACGGACAAAAACCGCGUCCACUCUUUCAUCCUGGACCUGGAGCUCGGAACAGAGGAAGCUCAACGUCAGAGAACGGGUGGAAAAUCUGAGCGAAGUCUUCGGAAAGAGACGCACGGCAAAGAAAAGGAGCGCAAGGAGAAAGAGCCCAGUGUCUGUGAUGAACGGAUCAAGACCAAACUGAAGACUGAGAGCAAGAGGGCUGGAGAUGCAUCUAUCUCGGCUUCUGAUGAGAAAGAAGACAGGAAGGCCUCAAAGGUCAAGGUAGACAGGAAGAGCUCGGUGUCUUCGAGAGAAAGCAAGGCGUCUAUUUCUGAAGCUGCAGACGAGGGCAGUCUCAAGAAAGGAAAGAUGCCUGUGGACACUCUAAAGGAGAAAACAAAGGGAGAGAAGGUGGGAAGCAAAAGUGACUCGAAGCUGCUCCGCCGUUUAGACUCCACAGGCUCAUCUGAGGAAAGGUCAGAGGUGGAGGCAAGUUCAGAAGUCACCCUGAAGAAAGACAAGCAAGUCCCAAUAAAGCCAAAGGAGGUCAAACCAGCAGACAAGCUCAAGGUGAAGUCUGACAGAAAGGACUCCUCGACAGGAGAAAGAGACAAGAGACAUGGCUCAGAAACUGAAAGUGACGCCCGGAAAGCAGAAGUAGGGACGAAGGUCAGAUCCGUGUCAGAGAAACACAGAUCUAAAUCCAGAGAGGACCUGAAAUCCCAGAAGUCUGAAAAGAAGAUGCCAAACCAGGACACCAAGAGCAAAGCGGAAAAGAAAACCUCAGAAGAGCCUCACAAAACCAAAGAUUCAAAAACUGGAAAAAGAGCAACCGAGAAAAAGGUGCAAAAAGAUUCUGAGAGAAAGUCAGGAGGAAAGGAUUCAAGCGCAAGCCCGACAGAACCCACGGCCCCGAUGUCUCCUGUAGCAGAACCGUCACCUGUCUCCGGCACUACCCCUUUACCGGACGACACGUUUGGCGCGCUGAGCGACGUCACUGCUGACUCAGACGGCGAUGAUGUGACGGAGCCCCGCUCGCUAUCGGCAGAGGCCGACGCCCUCUUGAGUCUGAUGACGGCAACAAGUGACAUCACGCAGCAAGCUGUAAGACAGGAGACGGAAGCUGAUCUAAAGAUGAAGGAAGCGGCACUUACAUUGCUCUCGAUGGAUCCAGAUAUUGCACGCUCAUCAGAUGUCAUUGUUGCAGAAUCACAGGUUGCUAUUCAGAUGACGUCAGAUGCCACAGGAUGCUGUAUACCCGAGACACAAAGUGAGAGUUGUGCGCCUGCUGUCGGUCAGCAGGAUGAACAACAGCAAGAUGCAGCUGCAUCUGCCUCCACUGUGAAACCCACCAAGACUGAGACCCUUACAGUAAAUGAGGUGGUGACAUCAGAGGUUGCUGAUGGGCAGAGAGCGAAAAGAGACAAUGAGGAAAGCAUGGAGAUUCUUCCUGCAGACGCAGCUGAGCCAGCUCGGGCCAACACGGUAGACAUAGCCCAGGAAAAACAGAGAUUGGAAACUGAGUUUGCGCAGACACUUACUGCAGAGGCAACUGAAUCUACAGAAACACUCAAAGCAGAAGCAGCUGAGUCUGCUCACACUCCAAUGACAGCCAAAGCUGACACCGACGUUUCUGCGCAAAAACCACCUACUGCGGAGGUAACAGAAUCGCCAAUGACGCUUGCAGCAGACGCAGCUAAGCCUGCGCAGACACCCACUCCAGAGGGAACAGAAUCACAUGCAACACUUGCAGCUGAUCCUGCGCAGACACUUUCUGCAGAGGUAACGGAAUCUUCAACAGCACUUGCAGCAGACGCAGCUGAGCCUGCGCAGACACCUACUGCAGAGGUAACGGAAUCUUUAACGACGCUUGCAGCAGACGCAGCUGAUCCUGCGCAGACACUCACUGCAGAGGUGACAGAAUCUUCAACGACACUUGCACCAGACGCAGCUGAGCCUGCGCAGACACCCACUGCAGAGGUAACGGAAUCUCCAACGACACUUACAGCAGACGCAGCUGAGCCUGUGCAGACACCCAUUGCAGAGAUAAUGGAAUCUUCAACAACGCUUGCAGCAGAUGCAGCUGAGCCUGCGCAGACACCUACUGCAGAGGUAAUGGAGUCUUCAACGACACUUGCAACAGACGAAGCUGUGUCUGAGCAGACACCUACUGCAGAGGUAACGGAAUCUCCAAUGACACUUGCAGUAGACGCAGCUGAGCCUGUGCAGACACCUACUGCAGAGGUAACGGAAUCUCCAAUGACACUUGCAGCAGACGCAGCUGAGCCUGCGCAGACACCUACUGCAGAUGUAACAGAAAUCAAAAAGACACUUGCAGAAGACGCAGCUGAGCCUGUGCAGACACCCACUGCAGGGGUAAUGGAAUCCCCAAUGACACUUGUAGCAGAUGCAGCUGAGCCUGUGCAGACACCUAUUGCAGAGGUAACAGAAUCACAAACGACACUUAAAGCAGAUGCAGUUGAGCAUGUGCAGACCCCAACGACAGUCAAAGCAGACACUGAUGUGCCUGCGCAAACACUUUCUGCAGAUGUAGCAGAAUCUCCAAUGACACUAACAGCAGACACAGCUCAGCCUGUGCAGACUCCUACGAAAGUCAAAGCAGAUGCAGCUGAGCCUGCGCAGACACCUACUGCAGAGAUAACAGAAUCUCCAACAACACUUGCAGCAGACGCAGAUGAACCUGCGCAGACACAUACUGCAGAGGUAACCGAAUCUUCAACAACUCUUGCAGCAGACGCAGCUGAGCCUGCGCAGACAUUAACUGCCGAGCUUGCGCACACACUUAGUGCUGAGGUUACAGAAUCUCUAGCGACAGUCAAAGCAGAUACAGCUGAGCCUGCGCAGAUGCUCAAUGCAAAAACGGUGGACGCUGCGCAGACACUUCCUGAAGAAAUAACUGAGCCUGUGCAGAUAAACAAAGUAGAUCCAGCAGACCCUGUGCACACAGUCACUGCAGACACAACAGAGUCUGCCCAAAAUCGUACAACCUCCGCAACCAAUCCGAAUACAGCUGAGUCUGCGCAAACCUCCACCACAGACAGUGCAUCUGUCUCAGACGAACAGGAGAAGUCGACGUCAGACGUCUCAGAAACGGAGCAGACGGACAGCUCAGGCACACGAAGGGGCCGAUCAGCCAAUCAGAGGGCAGGUUCUUCACAGUCAAAGGAGGAGCUGGUCACAGAAAAGGAGCCACAGGAGCAGGGUCGCAGGAGUAGACGCUCUGCAGCACAGAACAAAGAUUUGCCUACAGUGAAACCUGCAAUGAAACGCAAGAAAUCAGACACCUCGACUACAGAUUUAGCGGCAGAUGAGAUCGAGGAAGAGACAAAAAAAUCUGCCAAACAGAGACGAAAUGAAGUAAUUCCAUCUAAAGAUCAAGAAGUGAUGAAAGCGAGUGAUGAAGAAGAGGAGGAAGAGAAGAAAGAUGAGGAAGAUGUGACGGGAGACAAAGAGGAAGCUCAGCGAAAACCUCCCCGCCGCGGACGCACCUGCAAAACCACAGAUGACUCCGAUGCUGGAGUUUCUGAGAAAAGAGAUACAGCUGAGAAAGAAGAGGAUGAGGAGGAGGAGACGUCUUCGAGAGCGACGACUCGUGCUGCGUCUCGUCUGGAGGCGGAAAGAAAUAAACCGAGCAAACCGUCCACUCGAGCUCUGAGUAAACUCAGUGGAAAAGAGGAGGUGUCUUCAAGCACACGCUCGGUGAGGGGACGUAAACGUGAGACGAGUCCUCCGGUGUCUCGCACUCGCGGGGGACAGAAAUCUGAUGAUCCGCCUUCAAAAAGAGUCAAACGAUGAGUCCUGUACAGAACAAAUGUAUUCUCACCUGUAGUUUUUAAGGUCAGAACACAUCUGGUUGUCAAGGCAGCUGGAUUUGAAGCCCUGAUGUUUUUAAAUUCAGAGACAUUGGUUCAUAUUAGUUCAUUACAGACAGUGUUGUGUAAUGACAGUCACGUAGUAUUAAACUGUAGUGUUACAUCCAGUCUGUCAGGGAUGUGUGUGUGUGUGUGUGUGUGUGUGUGUGUGUGUGUGUGUGUGUGUGUGUGUGUGUGUGUGUGUGUGUGUGUGUGUGUGUAUGUGUGUGAUUUUGUGAAUGUAAAUGAGGAUUGUUGUUUAUUUUAUAUUUUUACCUUAUACUAUAAAUCCGCCAUUGAUCCUGA